AUGGUCACUGCAAUCACUCAGGCCAAAGAUUUAAAAUCUAUGAACCUGGAAGAUCUCAUUGGUUCACUGAGAGCUCAUGAAGUUGUACUUCAAGGAGACAAACCAGUGAAGAAGGUAAAAACACUUGCCUUGAAAGCAUCUCAGCAAACCCCAUCAGUUGCUGAUGAAGAUGUGCAAGAACCACAAGAAUUAGAAGAAGUUCAUGAAGAAGAAGCUGAAGAUGAACUUGCACUAAUCUCUAAAAGAAUUCAAAGAAUGAUGCUGAGAAGAAAUCAGAUCAGAAAGAAGUUUCCAAAGACCAACAUCAACAUCAAAACUGAAGCUGACAAAAGUCAAGUCACUUGCUAUGGAUGCAACAAAACUGGACAUUUCAAAAAUGAAUGUCCUGACAUCAAAAAGGUUCAAAGAAAACCUCCCUUCAAGAAGAAAGCAAUGAUCACAUGGGAUGACAUGGAAGAAUCAGAUUCUCAAGAAGAUGCAGAUACAGACAUGGGACUGAUGGCUCAGUCAGAUGAUGAGGAAGAGGUCCUGCCUCAGGGUGCAAGAACAAAACCAUGGUACCUGGAUAGUGGUUGUUCUAGGCACAUGACAGGUGACAGGAAUUGUUUUCUAACUUUUGAGAAGAAGGAUGGAGGACUAGUGACAUUUGGAAACAAUGACAAAGGUAAAAUCAGAGGUAAAGGUACUAUAGGAAAUCUUAACUCUGCUAGAAUAGAAAAUGUUCAACAAAUGGAUCUGGCACAAAAGGGCUGGUCAUAUAAGCAUGAAAACCAUUGCUAA
Messenger RNA from Medicago truncatula (barrel medic), 780 nucleotides. RefSeq lists its product as uncharacterized. Bases 1 to 780 code for a protein of 259 amino acids. The record is from RefSeq and is a predicted model, not a curated record. Lineage: Eukaryota; Viridiplantae; Streptophyta; Magnoliopsida; Fabales; Fabaceae. The transcript has 2 exons. Gene Ontology annotation, molecular function: zinc ion binding; nucleic acid binding.